GUCCAUACCUUUAUUAAACAGCCAAUAGAUAUCUAAUACCAAUUGGAUCGGCCUUUGUUUCAACUGGGUUUCGAUCAUUACAAUCAACCACUACUAGUCUACUGUUAUUUCAAUUUCCAAUUCUAAUAAAAAACAGGAGUGUUUUCAGGAGGUUUUGGAGGCCAUCGCUACUGUAAUUCCUUCUCACAAAUGGAUUCAAGGAAGCUUAAAAGAGAGUCAUUGCCGUCACCAUCUUCUUCUUCAACACGUCAGCCAAAAAUAAAAUACCAAGUAUUUCUUAGUUUUAGGGGUGAGGACACCCGCACUAAUUUUACUGACCAUCUAUAUGUUGCUUUGAAAGGAAAGGGGAUUAUUACUUUUAGGGAUGAAGAAGAACUCAAGAAAGGAGAACGUAUUUCUGAGCUCUUCAAAGCAAUUGAAGAAUCACAGUUUGCUAUCAUCAUUCUCUCAAAAAACUAUGCAUCUUCUACGUGGUGCUUGGAUGAGCUUGCCAAGAUUAUCAAAUGCAAGGAUGAAAUAGGACUGAAAGUUUUGCCAGUUUUUUACGAUGUGAGCCCAUCUAUUGUACGAAAACAAAUAGAAACUUUUGAACAAGCCUUUAUUGAUCACCAAAAACGCUUUGAGGAUAACAUAGAGAAGGUGGAAACAUGGAGAGAUACUUUAAAAAAAGUGGCUGAUAUCAAAGGUUGGGAUCUGCAUCUUCAAAAUAGGCUUGAGUCCGAAAUUAUCCAAGACAUUGUGAAACUAAUUAUGGAGAAAUUGAGUUCUAAAUGCUCAAGCAUUAAUAAAAAUUUGAUAGGAAUAAAAUCUAUGGUGGCAGAAUUGAUCCCAUCGUAUUUAGGCUUUGGGAAUGAUAUUUACAUGAUGGGGAUUUGUGGUAUGGGGGGUCUAGGAAAAACAACUCUUGCUAAUGCUAUAUAUGAUGAGUAUACAGAUCACUUUGAAGGUUCUAGUUUUAUUGCCAAUGUUAGGGAAAGAUCAGAAAAACGUGAACUGCAUGAAUUACAACAACAAUUGCUUGAUGAGAUUUUGGAGGGAAGUAAUACAAAGAUCUACAAUGUUCAAGGAGGAGUUAAAAAAAUCAAGAGUAGUGGGUUGCGUCAUAAAAAAAUUUUACUUGUCCUAGAUGAUGUUAAUCAGAAGGACCAAUUAGAAAAAUUGGCUGGAGAGCAUAAUUGGUUUGGAUUAGGUAGUUGGAUCAUCAUAACAACUAGAGAUGAACAUGUUUUGGUUGAUCAUGAAGUGCUUAAAAUAUAUAAGCCUAAUGGAUUAGAUGAUGAUGAUGCUUCACAACUUUUUUGUUCGAAAGCCUUCAAAAAGGUGCAACCCACAGAAGGUUAUAUGCAGCUCUCCCAGAAAGUUGUGGGAUAUGCUAGUGGCCUUCCAUUAGCUCUUGUUACUUUGGGUUCCUUUUUGGCUGGAAAACUAGUAGCAGAGUGGGAAAGUGCAUUGAAAAAUUUAAAAGAAAAUCCAAAAAGAGAAAUAUUUGAUGUACUUAAAAUAAGUUAUGAUGGACUAGAAGAAAUGGAGAAAAAGAUAUUCUUAGAUAUUGCAUGUUUCUUUAGGGGGUGGAAUAAAAAUGAAGUAAUACAAAUAUUAGAGAAUUGUGGUUUUGAAGCAAGAAUUGGUAUAAGUGUUCUUAUAGAAAGAUCUCUUUUAACCAUGGAUGUCAUCGGACGUUUGGAGAUGCAUGAUCUACUAAAAAUAAUGGGUCAAGAUAUUAUUCAUCUUGAAUCAGGUGGAGAGAUUGGAAAGCAAAGUAGGUUGUGGCUUGUCAAGGAUUUGCUUCAUGUAUUGGAGAACGAUAUGGCAACAGAAGCCAUUCAAGCCAUAGUUGUCACAAACAAGGAAGAGAAGCCAUUCAAGUGCAAAUUUUCUGAUGGAUUUUCGAAGAUGUCUAAUCUUAGAUUGUUAAUAAUUUAUGAGGACUCCCUACAUGGAAAGAAGCUAAACAUCCUGAAUGCCCAAAAACAUCUUGCUCUUCCUAAUAACCUAAGACAUCUUAGGUGGACCAACUGUCCUUUUAAAUGUUUGGCAUCCAGGCACAAACGAAUGCUGCCUGUUCAACUUGAAUUGCUGUCCAACAAAUUUGAAUAUCUUUGGGAAGGAAAAAUGCGUUCAGUCAACUUAAAGUUCAUUGAUCUUAGUCAUUCCAUGAAGCUUGUUAGGACACCUGACUUUUCAGGUGUUCCGAUACUUGAGGUACUAGACCUUUCUUUGUGCUUUCAAUUGGUUGAGAUCCACCCAUCUGUUGGACGACUCAGCAAGCUUAGGUAUUUACAUCUGCGACACUGUGCAUCUCUUACCGAUCUUCCCAGCAUGUCUGAUGAAAUGCAGUCUCUUACGGUUCUUGAUCUUUAUGGUUGCCUCAAAAUCAGUACAAUUCCGAAAUUUACUGGAAUUAUGAAAAGCCUAUCGGAACUCAGUUUGGCUAAAUCUGCUAUUAUGAAACUAGCACCCUCAUCAAUCGAGUGUGUGACUGCCCUUACUUUUUUACAUCUAAGUGAGUGCAGAAAUCUCGAAUGUCUUCCAAGCAUGGAUAAUCUGAGGUCUCUUAAGGCACUCGAUCUUUCCGAAUGCUCAAAACUAAAAUCUUUGCCAAGGCUUCCAUCAACUGUAAGAUAUAUAAAUACUAAAGGUUGUUUUUCCCUAAAAUGGUCACCAGCACAGGACAAACUGAGUAUCUGGUCACAGUCUCUCUCCCAAUGGCUUCCAUAUAAUGAGAGAGGCAGUCGAGUGGAAUUUACAAUAUUGUUCCAUUUCCUACAGGGACUCCUUUAUCGUCAAACUGUUUAUGGAACUUCUUCCAAAAGGGAAGAGGAUGGAUUUAGAACUGAAUUUCAGAUAAUUAUUCCAUCUUGUUUAACUCAAAAAGAGGUUAAUUCAAUAAGCAUAGAGUUGCCUUCAAAUUGGUAUAAUAGUAAAUGGAUAGGAUUAGCUCUUUGGGCAUCAGGUUUUAUAUUCAUUGGAGAUGGUAUUAGAGCUCGUGUGAUAGCCCUUGGUGAUAUGCCUCUACAUCAUUGUGCCUCUAAAGUUUUUACUUCCACGAUGCAUUGUGGGGACAGUAUUGGCCUAUUGUAUUUCUCUCGUGAUGAUUGGUUUGCUAAAGUUGGGAUUGGUGAAUGCAGUCAGAUUAAGGUUAUAUUUGAGACCUAUUAUUACUCAGCAUUUCGUGUGUGGGAAUGUUGUGGGGUCAGUUUGGUAUACCAGCAAGAUGUGGAAGAGUUCAACCAAACAAAUGCACAAUGUAUGAUUGAGAGCUUUGGGAAAGGAAAUAUCCAUAAAUUAACUGUCAGUGAUGAUAAUGAUGAUGUAAAUACAAUUGGUGAUAUGGAAACAAGCAUAGCUACUUUAAGAGAAGCGACUAAUAUCUCUGGUUAUCAUCUACAAAAUAGGUAA
Messenger RNA from Quercus lobata, 3399 nucleotides. Its product is annotated as TMV resistance protein N-like. Gene Ontology annotation, biological process: signal transduction; defense response. Lineage: Eukaryota; Viridiplantae; Streptophyta; Magnoliopsida; Fagales; Fagaceae. Gene Ontology annotation, molecular function: ADP binding. The transcript has 8 exons. The coding region runs from base 190 to 3399 and encodes 1069 amino acids. The record is from RefSeq and is a predicted model, not a curated record.